UCAGGGAGUGUCCAGUCGGUAGAAUUAUCCCCGUGUACCCAACAGCCCUGUGUUUUUCAUCAUGGUGUUAACGCCACAGUUGGUCUGAAUUUUACUUCAGGAAUAACCAGUGCAAGUCUGAAGACUGAAGUAUUUGGUAUAUUAGGGGGAGUACCUAUAUCCUUUCCUAUGCCAAACCCUGACGCCUGUUCAGAUUGUGGGGUGACCUGCCCUGUUAACAGUGGUACUAGUUACUCCUAUAACAGCACCUUACCUGUAUUAAAACAAUACCCCACGUUACAAGUAGUGGUGAAAUGGCAACUAGUGGGAGGAAAUAAGGACACCGUGGCUUGUGUAUUGUUCCCUAUAUCUAUUAAAUCA
Molecule: messenger RNA, 360 nt
Organism: Lottia gigantea (owl limpet)
Lineage: Eukaryota; Metazoa; Mollusca; Gastropoda; Lottiidae
Exons: 3
Biological process (GO): intracellular cholesterol transport
Molecular function (GO): sterol binding
Source: RefSeq, a predicted model, not a curated record